This is a messenger RNA of Ceutorhynchus assimilis (cabbage seed weevil), 908 nucleotides long. Lineage: Eukaryota; Metazoa; Arthropoda; Insecta; Coleoptera; Curculionidae. The record is from the annotation of a GenBank genome assembly.
GUUUACCCUGACUCAAGACAACAUAACCUUAUUUUAUCAGGAAAAUUUAAUCACCAAAAGAAAAUAAAAAUAUAUAAGAAAAGUGAUAUUUAAAAACUAUUAUCCAAAAUAUCGUAUCAAUAAACAUGCUUCCUACUCUAAGAACAGUAGCCAAUGGCUUGAGGCGCUCUUUGGGGCUCAGAAGCCUUCAAACAACAUCCACUUUACAGUCGGACAACUUGUUUGUACAUAGAGACACCCCAGAAGACAACCCUGAUAUUCCCUUUCAAUUUACCACAGAGAAUAAAAAGAGGGCAGAUGCAAUUCUAGCAAUUUACCCAGAGGGUCACAAAAGAGCCGCAAUGCUUCCGUUGUUGGAUUUGGCUCAGAGGCAACACGGUUGGUUGCCGAUUUCAGCUAUGCACCAUGUAGCUGACAUUUUAGGUUUGCCUAAAAUGAGAGUCUACGAAGUUGCUACUUUUUACACUAUGUUUAUGAGAAAGCCAACUGGUAAGUAUCAUGUGCAGGUAUGCACCACCACUCCAUGUUGGCUCAGAGGUUCUGAUGAAAUUUGGAACACCAUCAGGGAAAAUUUGAAAUUGGAAAACGGCGAAACUAGCAAAGAUAUGAUGUUCACUUUGUCAGAGGUUGAAUGCCUGGGGGCUUGUGUUAAUGCACCAAUGGUACAAAUUAAUGAUGAUUACUAUGAAGAUUUGACUGUUGAAGAUACCGUGGAAAUUUUGUGCGAUUUGAAGGAAGGUAGGAAACCAAAACCUGGACCUAGAAAUGGUAGGUUUGCUGCUGAACCUAUUGGCGAACCAACUUCUUUGAAAGGAGAACCACCAGCGGCUGGGUUUGGAGUUAGACCCGAUUUAUAAACGAAUUUAAUUGUAUUGUAAUAUAAAUAUUAAUAAUUAUUAGGUUUCAAU